GAAUAGCGGUCUCCUUUAUCGGGAUGAGGACGAUCUCACGCAUUCUUCGUCCAAUAUGAGACUCCUCGUUUUACACCGCAAUAGAGGGAGUGCCGGAUAAAUCCUAUGUUCUUGCGACAGUUGUCUGCGCAUUGUUGGACAUGCGUGGACCGGUUACUGUAGCGAGAUUAGCUUCUUGGAAACCGAAUCCCCAAUCUCGGGCAUCGUAACUGCUUCUUUGAUGCCAUGUUCCUGUAUGAGCUUCGCCGGUCAGAGAAACCAGGUGUCUAAUACAAAAAAACUCCCGCGUGUCGACUCUCCCAUCGUCAUUCACGCAAUCCCUUCAUUACCCCUCGCGUAUCACAGUUGAAAGGUACCCUUGAAAGCCUGACCUUCAGCUUUCCCCUCUCCCUCGUUCUCUCCCUUCUCCUUCUCCGUCCGGGUGCUGGAAUGGUAACGACCUAAUGGCCCACUCUCAAACAUCGACGCUUCAAGAGAAGUAUACGGCCACGAAAGUGAGGUCUAUUCAAAGUGAUAUCGCGGCCUCUGGGGUACAGCAAGAACCUGCAACAUCGCGCCCUGUGCCGCUGGAUGGACAGGCUACUGUGAACUAUCUUACAUUGGCUGGAGCUUGGAUGGUGCAGUUUUGCACCUUUGGAUAUGUCAACGCAUUCGGAGUCUAUCAAGAUUUCUAUACUCGCCAGUUCCUCUCCAGGAGCUCGCCUUCUGAGAUUAGUUGGAUAGGGAGCCUUCAAUUGUUUCUGAUGUACGCGCCUGGAUUACUCGUCGGGCAUGCAUUCGAUAGUGGUUACUUCCAUCACCUGGAGAUAUGUGGAGCGAUCAUAUACGUUUUGUGCAUAUUCAUGCUCUCGUUGACGCACCAGGAUACAUACUGGCAGGUCUUUCUUGCGCAGGCAGUAGGCAUGGGUGUAGGCCUCGGCAUGACGUUCUUGCCGUCCAUAAGUGUCGUCUCUCACCACUUCAAGGCUCACCGUGCGCUCGCCAUCGGCAUUGUCGCCACAGGUGCAUCUGCAGGUGGGAUCGUCUUUCCCAUCAUGCUCAAUCACCUAUUCCAGAAUCCUCGCAUGGGGUUCACCGGAGGUGUGCGUGUCAGCGGCGCGGUUGUUGGCGUAAUGCUACUUUGCGCAAAUGCGUUAAUGCGGACGAACUAUCCGCCGCAUUCGUCAAAGCCCCCACUCACUUGGACCAUCUUCAGGCGGAUAGUUUGGGACGGCGCGUACCUAUGGUCUAUACUGGGCGCGUUUCUCACCAAUCUGGGAAUGUUCAUACCGUUCUUCUAUUACCAGCUAUACGCCAUCGACAAAGGGAUUAGCCAGAGUCUAGCAUCUGAUUGUCUUACCAUCAUGAAUGCAGGUAGUAUUGUCGGACGAUUGUUGCCUACCGCUCUCGCAGACAAGCUUGGAGUCUACAACAUCAUGAUACCGUCAAUGCUCACCUCCGCUGCCGUCCUUUUCGGUAUUUUUGGUGUCCAUAAUGGCGCUGGCGCUGUGGUUGUGGCGGCUUUCUUCGGUUUCUCCACCGGUGCUUACAUUUCAUUAAUUCCGUCCUUGCUUGCCAUGAUGUGCAAGGACAUGAGCGAACUUGGCGUCCGAAUGGGCAUGGCUUUUUCCCUGGUCGCUGUUGCCAAUCUUGUCGGGAAUCCGAUCGCGGGCGAACUUCUAGGUAAAUCACACCAUGAUGACAGCUCGUUGACUUGGUGGAAAGCUCUCGUCUUUGCUGGGGUCUGCUUAUGUUGCGGUGUGCUUUGUAUGUCGACGUCGAAGUUAUUAUUCGCCGGACAGAAAGCUCGGCGGCUGCAGGCACCUGCGUAAUGCUUAAUUCCACUCGUCUUAUUGCGACGAUCUUUGAGCUACAUAUUUCUGGUCAUCUCCAGUUAAAAAUUUUGGUUGCAGUUCUUGACCUCAUAGACAUCUCAUUCACACGAAUCAUGUAUUCUACUGUACAACAGCUAAUUAGGUAUGCCAUGAAUGCCCUUUC
This is a messenger RNA of Somion occarium, 1977 nucleotides long. The record is from the annotation of a GenBank genome assembly. Lineage: Eukaryota; Fungi; Basidiomycota; Agaricomycetes; Polyporales; Cerrenaceae.